Molecule: messenger RNA, 1401 nt
Organism: Pedinophyceae sp. YPF-701
Lineage: Eukaryota; Viridiplantae; Chlorophyta; Pedinophyceae
Source: the annotation of a GenBank genome assembly
AUGACGUACAGCUUUCCGCUGCUGGACGCGAAGGAGAUUCUCGGGUGCCUCGCGGAGCUCGAUAUCAACCUGAGCCCCGAGAACCUCGAGAAGCCCUCCUACGAGACCCUGAAGCCUAUGUACGAGCAGCUCGUGAUGCUCCUGGUUGGAGUCACACGAGAGGAGCUGCAACAGCCCGUGUUCGCGGCGAUCGACGCGUUCGAGUUCCCGGAGCUGCACGACGAGUCCAUUCCCGUCAUGGCGUUCGGGCGCGCGCUCCAGAAGCUCAUGUUCGCGGCCGGGGCGCAUGACUUCUCCCUCAAGGACGUGUACAAAGCGACGCGCGAGCGCACGGUGCGGAACCUCUCCGCGAUCAUCAACUUCGGGAAGUACCGCGAGGAGCGCCUCCAGACGUUCCAGGCCUUCCAGGAGGAGGCCGACGCGCGCGCUGCGCAGCGCCAGGCGCUCGUGGACGAGGGCGACGCGCUGCGCGCGGAGAUCGCGCGGCUCGAGCAGGCCCGCGCGGACGAGAAGCCGCGCGCCGCCGCCGUGCGCGCCGAGGUCGAGGGCGACGUCCUGCCGCGGCUGCAGGGGCUCUUCGCGGAGAAGGACGGGCUCGUCGAGGAGCUGAAGCGCGUCCGCGGGACGGCGAACGAGCUCGCCUCGAGAGCGUCGCAACUAAAGCUGGACCUGGCGGAGGAGGGGCGCCGCGAGGACCGUUUGCGCGGGAUGGUCGUGCAGAGCCCCGAGAGGAUGCAGAAGGCGAUCACGGAGCGCGAGUUCCAGCUCGAGCGGGAGCGCCAGGGCGUGGCGGCGGCCGAGCGGGCGCUGGUCGACGCCACGAACCGCCGAGAGGCGGUCGGGCGGGCGAUGCGCGAGGCCGAGGGCGCGGUCAAGGCGAUGGAGGAGCUCGAGGUCGGCAUCGCGAAGAAGAAGGAGGUGUCCGGGCGCGUGAAGGACCUGCGCGCGAACAUCGAGGCCGCGGACGCGCGCGUGCUCGAGCUGCAGGCCAGCAUCCAGCACCUCGGCCGGCAGAAGGCCAGCGCCGCCGAGCGCUUGCAGCGACUCGAGGCGCAGUACAAGAUGAAGCAGGCGGCCGCAGCGGCGACGCUGGAGCAGCAGCUAUGCGAGAAGGAGGCGAUCGAGGCGGCGAACGCGGCGAAGCACGCGCGCAUCGCGGACAACGAUGCGCAAGUGCGCGCGGCGCGGGAACAGGCGCGGGCGCUGGAGGAGGCGCACGGGGCGGCGAAGCGGGAGCUGGUGACGCAGUACCGGGCGCUGAGGGCGCAGCUGGGGCGGUACGUGGCGCUGAACCGGGAGGCGAUGGGCGCGGGGGUGGAGGGCGCGGAGGCGAUGGCGGCGGAGGCGGCGCUGGCGGUCGCGACGCCGGCGCCGCGGCGAGGGCAGCUGGGAGGGUUCUGA